AUGGCGGAAUUAGAAGCGUUAAAACGUCAACGAACGACAAUCAAAAGCCGUGCGACUAGAUUUAAGACAUAUAUUGAUAGCUAUGUAGAUAGUCUUCAAGAAAGAUUUAUCUUAGAAUCAAAGUUAGAAAAGUACAACGAGUCAUGGCAAGAAUAUCAUACAGUACAAACAAAGAUUGACGCCCUCCUUCCCGAACCGGACAUUCCACAGCGAGAAGGAUUCGAAGAGGCAUUUUUCAUUGUACAAGCGAAAGCACGGUCAAUACUUGCUCGUUCAAGAACUAAUGAAACUAAUGUUCAGGGUAAUCUUCAAAAUCAAAACACUGGUCAAAAUGUCUUAAAUCUAAACGCGAAUCAGACAUUAGUACGACUGCCAGUAAUAUCUUUGCCGACUUUCAAUGGAAGCUACGAACAGUGGCAACAGUUUUAUGAUACAUUCAAGGCAUUAGUAGAUAACAAUACUAAUCUAGAUGCAGUUCAGAAGAUUCAUUAUUUGAAAUCUGCAUUAUCGGGCACAGCUGCUCAAAAAAAUCUAAGAGUCUUACAGCAAUUAAAGGAACCUACUGACAAAUGGGAUACGCUUAUCGUUUACCUAAUCACUAGCAAAUUAGAUACUACAACUAAAAAAGAAUGGGAAUUGAAGGUAAUUAAUGAAAGGUUAUGUACUACUAAUCAGUUAAUUGAAUUUCUCAACGCACGUUGUGAGUUUCUCGAAGCCCUUCACCCAGGACCUAGCAAAGCAACAUUCGCUAAAAUCUCGACACAAAAAUCGAGUCAAAUAAAUACAAAUAAGAAUCAGAACGUAAGCCUUUCUCAUGCAGUCACUAAUGAAGUAAACGAGUGUGUUCUUUGCAAGCAGGCUCACCGAAUACAUGCAUGUAAAAUUUUCAAGGACUUAUCAGUAGAGUCACGACGCAAUGAAGCAAAAAGAUUAAGUCUUUGUUACAAUUGUCUGAGUUCAAAUCACACGGUACAAAGAUGCUCUUCACGCACGUGCAAGCACUGCUCUAAGAAACAUCACACGUUGCUUCAUAUAAAUGAGCGUUCAAGCGUUAAUCAAGGUUCCACAUUGUCCGGAAACGUCUCGGCAAUUUCUAAUGAUACUAAUGUAAAUACGCAAACGUCUGAAAAUCCAACGCCGACAUCCGUAUCAAUGAAAGCGAUAAAUCUCAAAUAUAAUUCCGAAAUCCUCUUAUUUGCAAUUGUCUACAUCCGAGAUAAUUCAGGCAAUUAUCACAAGGUGCGUGCACUCUUAGACAAUGGCUCACAAUCAAGCUUCAUCAGCAAAGCGAUGUGUCAACAAUUAGGUCUUAAGAUAGAUACUGCAAAGCACACGAUUUCAUGUUUAAACGUAAUCGAAACACAGGCAGUCGAGAGCACAAGAGCAUUAAUUGCUUCGACAACCACAUCUUAUGAAGCAGAUAUUAAUUUUCUCAUUGUUAAACAAAUCACUCGUUCCAUUCCUUCUAGACCUAUUGAUGUUAAACUCUUAAGCAUACCUCAUCAAUUUGAGUUAGCAGAUCCAACAUUCCACAAGCCUCAAAACGUAGAUUUGUUGUUAGGAGCAUCGAUCUUCUGGGACGUUCUUGAAGCAGACAGGAUCCAGUUGGGAGCCAGGCAACCGAUUCUACAAUCAACAAAACUGGGCUGGCUGCUAUGUGGACAAAUUGGAUCAUCACUCAAUAUUAAAACACGCAAUAAUCAUAUUGUGUGCGGACUCGUUCGAAACGACGAACUGCAAGCACAAAUUGAGAAAUUCUGGAUCAUUGAAGAGAUCUCUAACACUAAGUUGUUAUCAAAGGAAGAAAUCGACUGUGAAAGGAUAUUUCGAGAAGAAUAUCAACGAACAACUGAUGGCAGAUUUCAGGUAUCACUAUUCUUUCGCAAGGAUCCAAGUAUCCUUGGCGAAUCUGAAAGCAGUGCUUUCAAACGCUUACGUAGCAUGGAAAGACGUUUUCAAAGGGACAUCAUUUUGCAAACUAGAUAUGCUGAGUUUAUGAAAGAAUACGUCGAACUUGGCCAUAUGUCUGUCGUGGACAAUCCAGGUAGUAUGAAACUUAAUUAUCUCCCACAUCACGCAGUCAUCAAGGAAACAUCAACAUCUACGAGACUCAGGGUGGUAUUCGACGCUUCAAGCCCUACUACCUCUGGAAGGUCUCUCAAUGAUUGUUUAUUAAUUGGACCUACAAUUCAAUCUGAACUGUUUGACAUCUUAAUACGUUUUAGACAAUAUCCGUAUGUUCUAACUGGAGACAUAGUCAAAAUGUAUCGUCAAAUUAUGGUCAAACCGGAACAUCGACAGUAUCAAUGUAUUCUUUGGAGAGAAAGCUCAGAUCAGCCAACGACAACGUUCAAGUUAAACACUGUUACUUAUGGAACGGCAGCAGCACCAUUUCUAGCCAUACGAUGCUUACAACAAUUAGCCUAUGACUUCGAAGGCACGCAUCCUCGAGCAGCCACAGUCAUAGCUCAUGAUUUUUAUGUCGAUGACAUGAUCACUGGAGAAUCAUCAGUGCAAGAACUGCUUCAAACUAAGGUUCAAGUAACAGAUAUAUUGAAGACAGCAGGAUUCCAAUUGACCAAAUUCUAUUCAAAUGCUUCUCUUAGUCAGGAUGAACACCAAGGCGAUUAUGGACUUACAAAUACAAGAAUCCUAGGACUCCUGUGGCAACCCUAUUCUGAUUUAUUACGAUAUCAAGCAAAUGAAAGGAUGGUGCCAGAAAUCAUUUCUAAGCGUACCAUUCUGUCUUUGAUCACACAAAUAUUCGAUCCACUUGGCUUAAUUGGACCUAUUAUCAUCACGGCCAAGAUAUUACUACAAUCACUCUGGCAGUUGAAGAUGGACUGGGACACACCUGUACCCGAAACAUUUCGAAUGACAUGGUCAUCCUAUUAUCAACAACUACACUUGAUCAACCAGAUGACAAUACCACGCCAUGCUAUCAUACACAAUCCAAACGAUAUCCAACUUCAUGGAUUCUGUGACGCUUCACAAACAGCGUAUGGUGCUUGUAUUUACAUUCGUUCUGUCGACCAAUCCGGACUGAUUAGUGUUCAAUUGCUAACUGCCAAAUCACGAGUGGCAUCAUUAAAAACCAUCAGCUUACCCAGACUCGAAUUAUGUGGAGCUGUUCUUCUUGCCAAGUUAGGUCAACGAGUGGCACAAGCUCUCAGUUGCACAAUUACACGACGUAAUUUUUGGACUGAUUCAGAAAUUAUGUUAGCAUGGAUUCAAGGGGAACCAUCAAAAUGGCAAACAUUUGUAGGCAACCGCAUAGCAGAGAUCCAACGACUAAGCAACAAACAAGAUUGGUAUCAUGUACGAUCGGAGCAUAAUCUUGCGGACGUGAUAUCGCGCGGUCUUCUUCCAGAACAAUUGUUAAGGGCUACAUUGUGGUGGGAAGGUCCAUCAUGGUUAAAGAAAGAUCCCUCACAAUGGCCACAAAAAUCAACACAUUCCACAAUGGAGGUACCUGAAGUUUGUAUUCAAUCAUUUGCUACUAUCCAAGUUCAGGAGGCAGAUGACAUCCUUAUUCGAUAUUCUUCGCUCAUUAAAUUGAAGAGAAUUAUCGCAUUAUGCAUGAGAUUUAAGGAUAACUGCAUGCUAUCAAAGGCAAAGAAGUCAAAAAUUCAUGGACCUAUCAGUUGUGAAGAGUUACGAAAGGCAAUGAUCAUCGUGGUGAAACUCCAUCAACAGAAGGUCUUCGCAUUUGAACUACAUGCAUUACAACGAGGCAAGGCAAUUGAUUCACACAGCAAGCUCCUUUCGUUUAAUCCUAUAAUUGAUCAAGAUGGAAUAUUGCGCGUUGGGGGCCGGUUGACAAAUGCACCAAUUCCCUACACCCAAAAACAUCCUAUUCUUUUGUCUCCUAACAAUGUCCUGACUGAUUUGAUUAUACGCGAUCAACACUUAAGACAUUUCCACAUCGGUCCGCAACUGUUGUUGACGACACUCCGAGAAACUUACUGGAUUAUUCACGCCAGAAAUGCAAUCAAGCGGGUAUUAAGUAAAUGCGUUCUGUGCUUUCGACUACGGCCUCGCAGCCCUGUACAGAAAAUGGGCGACUUACCUGCAUGUAGAGUCACUCCAUCUAGAGUAUUUAAUCAUACCGGAGUUGAUUACGCCGGACCAUUUAACAUUAAAAUCUCGAGAAAUAAAUCCGGUAAGGCUUAUCUAUGUUUGUUCGUCUGUAUGACGACCAAGGCGGUACAUCUUGAAUUGGUAUCAGAUCUCACAACAGAAAUGUUUCUAAACGCACUGAAAAGAUUUAUAUCACGAAGAGGCAAAUGCGAAACCAUCAUGUCUGAUAACGGAAAAAACUUUCUUGGAGCUAGCAACACUCUACGCCAAAUGAGCAAACUUUUGUCAGAUACUGAACAUCAAUUGAGAACAAUCGAGUUUGCAGCUACUCAAGGAAUUACAUGGCGAUUCAUUCCACCUCAUUCCCCUCACAUGGGAGGAUUGUGGGAAGCCAACGUAAAGGCUGUAAAGACACAUCUCAAGACUGUGAUCAAUGAAACUUUAUUAUCAUUCGAAGAGCUUUAUACUGUAUUAACUCAGGUGGAAGCCAUUCUCAACUCUCGACCGUUGUGUCCAUUGAAUAAUUCUCCAGAUGAUUUGGAAGUCCUGACGCCAGGACAUUUCUUGAUUGGAACGUCACUGCAUGCAUUACCAGAAGAAUCCGUUCUAAACAUUCCAUUGAAUCGUACUAAUAGAUACCAGCUGCUUACACAACUUCAGCAAUCAUUCUGGAAACGUUGGUCGAGGGAAUAUAUCACUCAAUUGCAACAGAGGACCAAAUGGAAGAAUACAGUACGCAACGAUGAAAUACAAAUAGGAAAACUCGUAUUAAUUCGCGAUAACAAUUUACCUCCGCUCAAAUGGGGAAUCGGUCGUAUUUGUGAGCUACACCCUAGCUCCGAUGGUCUAAUACGGGUCGUCUCCUUAAAAACGGCCGGACAAAUCAUUCAACGUUCAUUACCCAAGAUAUGCGUAUUACCUAUUGAUUAA
This is a messenger RNA of Linepithema humile (Argentine ant), 5010 nucleotides long. RefSeq lists its product as uncharacterized. Gene Ontology annotation, molecular function: nucleic acid binding. NCBI's taxonomy places the organism in Eukaryota, Metazoa, Arthropoda, Insecta, Hymenoptera, Formicidae. The record is from RefSeq and is a predicted model, not a curated record. Gene Ontology annotation, biological process: DNA integration.